CUAUAAUCACACACAGACUGUUUGCACGUGGCUUCCUUUGCAGGGAGUGCAAGCUGAGGCCCCAAAGUCAUUACUUAAAUCCUCACCACCACCAGCACCACCAUGGCCUCCGCUGAGUCGUCCUAUACUCGCUGGGAGACUCUCGAAGACGAGCAAGUUACAGUCAGUGACGUUCAGGACACUCUUGCCCCAGCAAACGAUGACCUAUGGGUGGCAGCAGCCUGCGUCGACCGAUUCGUGGGCGACGAAGUAGUUCAGCGUUCACUCAUCGAGCUUGGAAUCAAGCGAACAAGCGUGGCUGUGGAGAGGUGCAAAGAGGUCAUUCUCUUACCAGCUGGAAGUUCUGACGCUGUAAAUGGGCCUAAAGAACUGCUUAGCGUGUACUUCAAUGACACGCCUGAAGAUGCACAACUCUGCCAAAUUCGAACCACUCUACUCGAGCGCCUCGAUAGACUGAACUCCUUCGCUGAGAUCCGCAAGGAACUUCUGGAGAAGAAGAGAGACGAAGAAGACAAGCCAAGUAUCGACGCAGAAUGGGAAGAUGACCCUUGGGAAGAGGAAGGGGAAUCUUCCACCAUUGCUCACGCAGCAAGUCCUGUUCAGCCUCCUAUACCACUGCAAGACUUUUUGGCAGAGGAUAUCCUGGAUAUGGCAUGCUUCUUCGCCUCGCAGGAGUAUUUCGACGCUUUACGAACUCUUCUGACGUACCACAGCUCGCAUCUAUGGCCGUACCGCUUCGCCAUUCUGGAAAGCAUACCAUGUCAUUCCAAUCCUUCCGAAUAUCGUGACUUUCUUCCUGCUUAUGAUGCGGCCACAGACAAAGAGCUUACAAGUCCGUCACGCAGAUGGCGGACGGAAGAAGAUUGGGUAGAGUCACCAGAGGUUCAAGCUGCUCUUUCAAAAACGGAGCUCCCAGCUGAAUUCGAGGCUCUAUACCCCUCCUCAGCCAACGUUCCUUCCCAAGGAAGUCAGCUGUUGUCUGCACAGCAACUGGCUACUUGGUACCAGAAUCGCGUUGACCAGGUCAUAACAUCGACAGGCAUGCUAGACAUCGCCUUUUCCCUUGUGCAGCAUGGUGGCUCGCUAGGUGUCCCAGACCUUGACGAGCUAGGAGAGAAUCUCAGUCUGAUGACUCGACUGGUUUACGAUAUUCCUCAGGCAUGGGCUCAAGAUGACGAGGAUUGGACUCUAGCGCGCUGGCGGAGCAUGGAACCGUCACAAGUCGUAAGCGCAUAUCUAGCGCAUUCAACCUCCUCCACCGUAGCUAAGGAUAUCUCGCGGUUAGUCAUGCCCUACCUCUUUGUUUUGGAGUCGCGGUCAGAACGAGCGGGUCAAUCCGACCCAGAUCUUCCCAACCGCCUUCUCCACAAUUAUGUUCUUGGCGCACCCUUGGAUAUCGUCGCGGCGAUAACUGAAGCGUCCAAACCCACAUUGCUUCCUCCGCAAAGGCUGAUCAAGAAUGAUGAGGACGUUGCACGGCUUGCUCUAGCUUGCCUUUACGGCAGCAAUAGCCUCACGGAGUGGAUGACAAUGAGCCGCAUUUUUGAAUGCCUUCCCGCAUGGGACAUUGGCCCAAGCCCCGAAGACCAAGCCGAUGAAGCGGACGCUACGAUCGUUUCUCUUGGAGAAUUUGUUACGCCAUCUACAGCGCACCCUCAGUGCGGCCCUAUAGACCUACUAUUCUUCUUCAAACCUCUUCCAGUCGUCUCGCUUUCGCGCGCGCUUGACAUUCUCGACGUUCAUCUUGAAUCCGGAGAAAUAUUUGCGCGGUGGAACGUACCCGCGCCAUUACGCUGGUUCCUUCAGAGCGCAAGCAACGUUACCGAACAGCGUGCUUGGGCCAAUAGAAUGGCUCGUCGCACUGGCGCCGCCGCCGACAAACUUGGAGAGAUGAAGGACUGGGAAUGGUUGCUUGAUGACAUGUUGAAACUGUGUGGGACGAAUGAAUCUGGUGUGCGAAGUGCCUUUGGACUUCUGACGGAAGAAGAGGUGUCAUCCAUAUUUUUCAGUGGGAUUUUGAGCUCUGGUCGAUUUGAUAUCGCCAAGGACCUUAUUUAUUCGAAGCACGGCAAGCUAUCCCUUAAAGCAUCUAAAAUCGAAGAUCUCUGCCUCGCUGCGUCUCACGAGUUUUAUGACAACGCAAGCUCUGCGAAUUACAAAGUUGGCAACAUGAAGCUUGCCUAUGAUUGCUUGGACGUUCCUGCACCAUCCCAGCAGUUAACAAAGGAGCGAGACUUCAUUGAAGCCACUUCCCGCCUAUCUUCAUUCAACAUCAUGUCUCGACCAGGAACCCCCAUUUCGCCCAUCGAGAUUCGGCUCACAAAAGACCGCCUCUCCCUGAUCUCCCGCGUCCUUUCGAGCAAUGCAGACGCCUACAAGCAUACACAAGUCAUUCUCGACCUCCUUCACAAACUCGGGUUUCGAGAUGACAUUGUUGCAGAGGUGAAGACCCUCGCAAUGAUAUCUGACGCUGCAUUACAAGCGGAGGAUUUCACCCGGGCAUUCGAUACGAACCAAAAGAUGAUUGACGUGGUUUUCAAGCUUCGCUCAGCUGCAUCGUUAGGAUCAGAAGACCCACGACUUCAGGAGGCCAGCGAAGUUUGCUGGCUGGCCUGCUUUCAGCUUGGGCGGCAUCCAGAAUUUCCGAACGUUGAACAGAAGCUCACACUUUUCGGCCAUGCGCUGGAACUGUGCCCAGCAGAAAAACUGAAUGACAUUUUGACCCCUUGGCGGCGACUGGAACAAGAGGGUUUGGAGGUGCGCAAGGAACGACUUGCCGAUCACUCCCCCCGUUCGAAACCUGCCGCUACCAAGCCUGUCUCUUCCCUGCAAUCACGCUUAAAUAAUCUCCACGUGCCCACCACCCCUCUUAUCAAUGCUGAGGAUGCCGCUGCCCUCGCUGGCCGAGCCUUCAGUCGUGUGGCAUCUAAUUUUCCCUUCAGAGUCGGUGGACGCGAACGUUCGGGGAGUCGUGGAGGUCAAGCCAGGUCGCAAAGUCGAGAUGAAAGUCACCACAGGCUAGACGGGGAAGAUGUUUCCGGUCAAGCAAGCCGGGCGCUCCAACGAGGCAUUGGCUGGUUGCUGGGGGCAGACGAUGAGAGCUGAGCCUAUUGAACGCUUACAUAUUGGG
Messenger RNA from Suillus paluster, 3130 nucleotides. RefSeq names its product secretory pathway protein Sec39-domain-containing protein. Gene Ontology annotation, biological process: retrograde vesicle-mediated transport, Golgi to endoplasmic reticulum. The transcript is spliced from 3 exons. Gene Ontology annotation, cellular component: endoplasmic reticulum membrane; Dsl1/NZR complex. The coding region runs from base 103 to 3105 and encodes 1000 amino acids. Gene Ontology annotation, molecular function: SNARE binding. The record is from RefSeq and is a predicted model, not a curated record. NCBI's taxonomy places the organism in Eukaryota, Fungi, Basidiomycota, Agaricomycetes, Boletales, Suillaceae.